UCGUUUUUCCCGUGUCAGCUGUUAGUCGAUAUGGAGUCAAUUUAACAGGACUGUGCAGGACAGUCAGUGGUUUGUUGUGAUACGUGAUUAUCGUCAAGGUCGUCUUUGUGUAAAAAGUUUCGCGUUCGGUGUGUUUUUCGUAAGAUUCAUCGUUUUUUAGGGGGAUAAUCUGUGCGAUUUGUACGGUGGCUAACGCGGACGAAUCUGUAUUACCAAUGAAUAACGCAGCAUCGUCGGACUGCACGAAUUCGAGGCGGUACUUUGUUAAUUUCAACCAGGAUUGCACAUCACUCGCAGUUGGCAGUCAAAACGGUUAUAGACUUUUCGCUUUAAACAAUAGCAUAGACGCCCUCGAACAGAUUUACAAUAACACAACCGAAGAUUCAUGCAUAGUUGAGCGAUUAUUUAGCAGCAGUUUGGUGGCGGUCGUUUCGAUAUCGACGCCGCGGAAGUUACAGGUGUGUCAUUUCAAGAAAGGCACGCAAAUAUGCAACUAUUCGUACUCGAAUACGAUAUUGGGAGUCAAACUAAACAGAGCAAGACUUGUAGUAUGUAUGAUAGACAGCAUAUGUAUACACAACAUUCGAGAUAUGAAAGUUCUCCACACGAUACGGGACACACCUAGAAACCCCCAAGGAUUAUGCGCCCUCAGUACAAACAAUGAGCAUUGUUAUUUAGCUUAUCCCGGUUCAUUAACCGUGGGGGAAGUCCAAAUUUUCGACGUUAUGAAUUUGCAAGCCAAAACGAUGAUUCCAGCCCACGAAAGUCCCGUGGCGGCUUUGGCGUUUAGCCCGAGUGGUAUUCGGAUAGCCACCGCUUCCGAAAAGGGUACCGUAAUUCGGGUGUUUUCGGUUGUUGACGGUUCAAAAGUGUUCGAAUUCAGGAGGGGUAUGAAACGGUGCGUUGCGAUCUCUUCGUUGGUGUUCAGCAUGUGUUCUGGGUUUUUGGCGUGUAGUAGUAAUACAGAAACUGUGCAUGUUUUUAAAUUGGAGGAAACCAGCAAUGCUGAUUUUAAACGUGGUGAUGAUUCAUCUUGGAUGGGUUAUUUAUCGACGUAUCUUCCAACGCAAGUUUCGACGGUGCUUAGUCAAGGAAGAGCAUUUUCAACAGCUCAUUUACCCGUGAGUGGUGUUAGAAAUUGCGUUGGAAUCACAGUUAUUCAAAAUCAACUGAGAUUAUUGGUAGCGACUGAAGAUGGGGUCCUCUACGUUUAUAACAUUGACCCAAACGAAGGUGGCGAUUUAAGUUUGAAAGUUCAGCACCGUUUGGACGGCGGAAUGGAAGAAACGAGCGAAUUAGAUUCCGUCAGCAACAGAACGACGACGGAGCAUGUUAACGUCGAAGCGGCAUCAGGCUCGACAAUAGGUUCCUACGCGGGCGUCCUCAAAGGCAACCCAAUCGGACAAAUGUCAGGUACUGACUCGGAAAAGUUCCGUGAGAUGGCGGCAGCUACCGAAUCGCCCCCAAAGGGGGGUUUCCAGUUUAACGACGACCAAGAGUAUCCACCGUUAACGCAAAAGACCGACUGAGAUUCAAUCGGGUGCCGUCAGUGUCGCUACCAGAUGAUGUUUGGGACGAUAUUCUUAAUACACGUUCUAGUGCGGAUGAGCGAAGAACUCAUAUUUUAUCUAUUGAGCUUGGAUGAGUGAAAUUAAUUUUUUAAUAUGUUUUUUUUUGUCGUUGAGUAAGCGCAGUAUUGUUGUAUUACCUUUUUUUUAUUUGGGUUGGUGUUAAUGACUUUAUUUUAUCAAAAAAUUUGCAAAAAAUUAAUAAUAA
Messenger RNA from Onthophagus taurus, 1776 nucleotides. RefSeq names its product Autophagy-related 18a (gene Atg18a). The record is from RefSeq and is a predicted model, not a curated record. Gene Ontology annotation, molecular function: protein binding. NCBI's taxonomy places the organism in Eukaryota, Metazoa, Arthropoda, Insecta, Coleoptera, Scarabaeidae.